Molecule: messenger RNA, 2161 nt
Organism: Setaria italica (foxtail millet)
Lineage: Eukaryota; Viridiplantae; Streptophyta; Magnoliopsida; Poales; Poaceae
Product: pentatricopeptide repeat-containing protein At5g42450, mitochondrial
Exons: 1
Coding region: 316-1695 (459 amino acids)
Biological process (GO): RNA modification
Molecular function (GO): protein binding; RNA binding
Source: RefSeq, a predicted model, not a curated record
UUGAAGCAUUACCAGACCCGUUUGCAAGGCUGACCACGCCCAAAUCUACAGUACAUCAUUUAGCUUAAGCGCUGAUGUGCCGAAUCCUCCUCAGUUAACCCCGCCCAAAUCGCGAACACCCUCACCUGUUCUCGCGUCGGCACGUAGGCUCCUACCGAGUCUUACUCCGCGCUCCAACGAAAAGGCCAAACCAGACUCCCAACUUCUCCUCAAGUCGGGGGUGACCCCGCCGCCCCUGUCUCAGUUCAUCCAGCGGUUCGCGCGCAGUGCCCACGGCGCGCCGCACUGUGACUAGCGCGCAACGUGCUCGACGGAAUGCCGCACCGGGACGUCGUCUCGGCCACCGCGGCCAUCGGCGCGCUCACCCGCCGCGGCCGGCACCGCGACGCCCUCGCCAUGUUCUCCCGGGUGCUCGCCGGCGGCGUCGCGCCCAACGAGUUCACCUUCGGCACCGUCCUCCGGUCGGCCACCGCGCUGCGCGCCCCGCGCGUCGGCGCGCAGCUCCACGCCUGCGCCGCCAAGCUCGGCCUCUGCUCCAACGUCUUCGUCGGAAGCGCCCUCCUCGACCACUACGCCAAGAUGGGCGCCAUGAAGGAGGCCCAGGGCGCGCUGGAGGAUACCAGUGAGCCGAACGUGGUCUCCUACACCGCCCUCAUUGCCGGUUUGCUGAAGAACGGGAUGUUCGAUGAAGCAGACCGCUUGUUCCGGCGCAUGCCAGAGAGGAACGUGAUCUCUUGGAACGCGAUGAUCGGCGGGUGUAGCCAAGCCGGGCUUAGCGAGGAGGCUGUUAAUCUGUUCCUGGAGAUGUGUCGAGAAGGCGUAACGCCGAACCAAAGCACCUUCCCCUGCCUGCUCACUUCUGUUGCCAAUGCAGGGGCACUCGGCGUUGGUAGAAGCGUCCACGCAUCGGCCAUCAAGUUCUUGGGCAAUCUUGACGUCUAUGUGGGCAAUUCUCUUGUGAGCUUCUAUGCCAGGUGCGGUAGCCUGGAGAACAGUGUCCUAGCGUUCAAAAAGAUCAGGCAAAAGAAUGUGGUAUCAUGGAAUGCGCUGAUCUGUGGGUAUGCGCAGAAUGGGAGGGGAGAGGAGGCUUUGGAUGCUUACAAGGCGAUGAGAGCGACGGGGCUGAAGCCGGAUAAUGUCACUCUUCUCGGUUUGCUGUUUGGUUGCAACCAUGCUGGUCUGGUUGACGAAGGCUAUGCAUUGUUUAAGACUGCUGAAAUGGAGCAACCUGGUAUACUGAAACCUGAGCAUUAUGCCUGUGUAGUUGAUCUACUAUCUCGGGCCAAGCGGUUCGACGAUGCCAAGAGGUUUCUUGAGGAGCUGCCCUUUGAACCUGGCAUUGGUUUCUGGAAGGCACUGAUAGGAGGUUGUCAGAUUCACUGGAACAGGGAGCUAGCUGAGAGCGUUGCUAAGCGCAUUCAUGAAUUGGAUCCAAAGGACACAUCUUCCUACAUUCUCCUGUCAAAUGUUUAUUCUGCAGCAGGAAGCUGGCAAAGUGUGUCCAAUAUCAGGAGGGAGAUUAAGGAGAAGGGGCUGAAGAGGAUUACCGGCUGUAGUUGGAUUGAGGUCCAGGACAAAGUCCAUGUCUUCUUCAAUGGAGACUGUAGGCAUCAACAGAGUGAUGAAAUUUACUCGGUGCUUGAAGCGUGUCUGUAUACCGGGAAAGAUGAUGAACAUGAACUCUCAACUGUGUGAUGAUGACAAAUCAUCCAAAAGAGUGAGACUAUUGGAAAAGAUGUUUGCUUGUCACUGUCUUCUAUCGUUUUGAGGACCACAGGAGACUGCAGCGCUGCACCAUGGAGAGCGAGUAAUCAGGUUUCAGCCUUUCAUGUAUCAGAUGAUCCGAUGCCUUGCGGUAGCUGCAAGAAAUGUCCCUUGUAUCGCAACAGCAAAGGAAUACUGCAGUGUUCUUGGACUGAAGAUGACUAGAUGAGCAGCUGGAUCAUGCUCAGGUUAGAGGAUGGUACCAUAAAUCAGCAUGUCAAAGGAAACCUGCUAAGUUUUUAGACAAGAUGAGCAGCUGGACCAUGUUCACAUCAGAGGAUGGCGGUACCGACAUGGCACCACAAAUCAGUAUAGAAAUUUUACAUAGCAAUGCUGGCUGGUAUGUUCCUUGUUCAGGGUUAACCCUGUUUUCAUUUAAAAGAACUCAUUUAAUCAA